Cercocebus atys (sooty mangabey) is the source of this 4258-nucleotide messenger RNA. It is a transcript of the gene STK3, whose product is annotated as serine/threonine kinase 3. The transcript is spliced from 10 exons. The record is from RefSeq and is a predicted model, not a curated record. NCBI's taxonomy places the organism in Eukaryota, Metazoa, Chordata, Mammalia, Primates, Cercopithecidae. The coding region runs from base 1782 to 3038 and encodes 418 amino acids. Gene Ontology annotation, cellular component: cytoplasm. Gene Ontology annotation, biological process: protein tetramerization; regulation of MAPK cascade; intracellular signal transduction. Gene Ontology annotation, molecular function: protein serine/threonine kinase activity; ATP binding.
ACCACAACACGUGGGAAUUAUGGGAGCUACAAGACGAGAUUUGGGUGGGAACACAGCCAAACCAUAUCAACAUCUAAGAAAGAACUAAUUCAAGAUUCUCAUCUUUAAGAUUCUUUCCCUUGGAACCGCUUCUUCUACCAUAAACUGUAUUGCUAUCAAGGUAUAGUCAGGAAAGAGAAGCUACUCUAUGUACUCUAGAUAUAAAGAGUUUAGUAAUAAAGUUAGGAGCUCAAAUGAAUUAUGGAGGGGCCAGGGAUGCAAAGCUCAUGAAAACUGUUGCCGAAGGUUGAAGGUCGAAGUCAGCAUUGAAGAUCUCAGCCUGAAGCACUGAAGUGGGUGUUUCUCAAAAGCUCUCUGGGAAUCUGCUGGAAUCCUGCAGUAUUGAGAAACUUCCACCAGCUACCUCAGUCUGCAGCACUGGUGGCUGUUGGAAGCUCAGCAGGAAGCCGUUGUGCACUUCAUAUCUGUCAGUCCAUCUACUACAACUAUAUCUGGAAAAAAAUGGUUUCUCCUUUUUGCAUUCACACAUGCAUGUUCUUCCCACUGGCAGACUUUUAAUGAGGAACCGUUCAGGGAAAGGGAUUCUGGGAAAUGGGGAUUGCAGCUUCUCUUUUGUAAUGCUGAGGAGUCCUUAGAAAGGAGUGAUGGUGUUGCCUAAUUGACAGUAGAUGAUCUAGCACUGAAUUCUGUGUUAGCUUUUCAAGGAACAUACACACAUACGGCUUUCAAGGGGAGAUACACGCACAUACAUUCCCCCACACCCAGCCCACUGUGACUUUGGGUACCAAACCAAAUUAAAUUACUUCAGAGAGCCCAAAGAAACAGAGGAGAGGAUAAAAUAUAUUUUAUUGAAGUAGUCGCUUUAUCACUUGUUUCUCUCUUUUUCACUUAUUUUAAAAGAUUAUAAAUCUGGAAGGGCUUCUGUAUAGAUUUCUAAUAUUAGGAAACAUUCAGUGUCUUCCAUUGGCUUGCUUUUCCUUGUCUUCUGUAGAAAAAUAUGGUGAGAAAAACAUGAUUUUUGGAGUCAGAAUGUGUUUCAAUUCUGGCCCUACUAGUCUGUUUCUUAUCUUUUAAUGACAAUAAUAGUGUUUUUCCUUAUGGUUGUGAGGGUUGAAUUUUGUAAUGCAUAUAAAACACCUAGCACAGGACCUGGUUUAUAGUAAGAACUCAGUACAUAGUAGUGUUUAACCUCGUUUUUAAAUUCUUACUAAGAUACAAAUGGCUUCUUCCUUCUUUGGUUUUGUUUUUUAAAACACGUGAAUAUUCAGUUGGCAAAGUUUCAGUAGUUGUAGCAGAGACAGGUUUUGGGCAAGUGACUUAGACCCUAUUCCUCAUUUUAUUUACCUGUGAGCGUGUAGUUUUUCUCUUGAGGAAAAGGUAGUGAAAGGGACUUUUAAAAAAGACAUCUUGGAUCUCUAAAUCAGGUAGAAGCAGAUGGCUACAGAUUCCUUGCUUCUCUAACUUUGAUGUUAAUGUGGUCCCCAGCUGAGGGUUUUAACUGUUCAGGUACUCUGAACAGACGUGUGACUUUUUGAUAUUCCGGGGGUAAUUUUCCUUGAGAUCAGCCUUUUCCCCUAAUUUGAGACUUUGGCUAUUUUUAAUGUACAUUUCAUUCUUUUAAUUUCCAUUUAUGUCUUCCUAAUGCUGCAUUUGUUUGAGUUGACAAAACGUCUUAUGGAAGUGUAUUUAAAGCAAUACACAAGGAAUCUGGUCAAGUUGUCGCAAUUAAACAAGUGCCUGUUGAAUCAGAUCUUCAGGAAAUAAUCAAAGAAAUUUCCAUAAUGCAGCAGUGUGACAGCCCAUAUGUUGUAAAGUACUAUGGCAGUUAUUUUAAGAAUACAGACCUCUGGAUUGUUAUGGAGUACUGUGGCGCUGGCUCUGUCUCAGACAUAAUUAGAUUACGAAACAAGACAUUAACAGAAGAUGAAAUUGCAACCAUUCUUAAAUCUACAUUGAAAGGACUAGAAUAUUUGCAUUUUAUGAGAAAAAUACACAGAGAUAUAAAAGCUGGAAAUAUUCUCCUCAAUACAGAAGGACAUGCAAAAUUGGCAGAUUUUGGAGUGGCUGGUCAGUUAACAGAUACAAUGGCAAAACGCAAUACUGUAAUAGGAACUCCAUUUUGGAUGGCUCCUGAGGUGAUUCAAGAAAUAGGCUAUAACUGUGUGGCCGACAUCUGGUCCCUCGGCAUUACUUCCAUAGAAAUGGCUGAAGGAAAACCUCCUUAUGCUGAUAUACAUCCAAUGAGGGCUAUUUUUAUGAUUCCCACAAAUCCACCACCAACAUUCAGAAAGCCAGAACUUUGGUCCGAUGAUUUCACCGAUUUUGUUAAAAAGUGUUUGGUGAAGAAUCCUGAGCAGAGAGCUACUGCAACACAACUUUUACAGCAUCCUUUUAUCAAGAAUGCAAAACCUGUAUCAAUAUUAAGAGACCUGAUCACAGAAGCUAUGGAGAUCAAAGCUAAAAGACAUGAGGAACAGCAACGAGAAUUGGAAGAGGAAGAAGAAAAUUCGGAUGAAGAUGAGCUGGAUUCCCACACCAUGGUGAAGACUAGUGUGGAGAGUGUGGGCACCAUGCGGGCCACAAGCACGAUGAGUGAAGGGGCCCAGACCAUGAUUGAACAUAAUAGCACCAUGUUGGAAUCCGACUUGGGGACCAUGGUGAUAAACAGUGAGGAUGAGGAAGAAGAAGAUGGAACUAUGAAAAGAAAUGCAACCUCACCACAAGUACAAAGACCAUCUUUCAUGGACUACUUUGAUAAGCAAGACUUCAAGAAUAAGAGUCACGAAAACUGUAAUCAGAACAUGCAUGAACCCUUCCCUUUGUCCAAAAAUGUUUUUCCUGAUAACUGGAAAGUUCCUCAAGAUGGAGACUUUGACUUUUUGAAAAAUCUAAGUUUAGAAGAACUACAGAUGCGAUUAAAAGCACUGGACCCUAUGAUGGAACGGGAGAUAGAAGAACUUCGUCAGAGAUACACUGCGAAAAGACAGCCCAUUCUGGAUGCGAUGGAUGCAAAAAAAAGAAGGCAGCAAAACUUUUGAAUCUAAUUUCCUGUCUGUUUUUAACUAUUCUGGAGACCAAGAAACCACUAGGAAUUGAAGGAAUAUUUGUAUAUUUUUAAUCCUAAGAUUUUGCCCUACAAUUAGUCAGAGGUCAAAAACUGACAAUGGUACAUGCCCAGGUAAAUUCCCAAAAGGCAGAAUUGACAGUUGUAUCUGCUGUGCAUUCACUUUCAGAUGAGGAGAACAAAAGAAGUGUAUUCUCUUGUUCUGUCAGCUGCAUACCAGCAAUAAAACUGUGUUUUGAAACGGAGGCUGCGUUUAGAGACCUUGAAAAUCCAAAGCUAUUGUUUAAUUGUGCAGCACUGAAGGGCUUUAUGUUACAAUAUCUUUAUUCCUAUCUAGUAUACUAGUCUAUUUAUUGUAUCCCCUUAGGUAAACUUAUUUAUUUAUGCUAUUUUGCUUUGUUUUGUUUUUUAAGGACAACAUCAGGAUAGCUUUGGUGAAGAUAGGGUCAUAUUAAUACGAUGAUAAUGUGCAACCAAAUUAUACUUUCUGCAGGGAGCUAUGGGGUACAUUCCUUGAUUUCCAGGAUAGUUUUCCAGUAGGAAAGUAAUAAUGGCAAUAGUUCUCAAAUGGGCUAGGCCUUUUUUAUAUCGAAGCAAUAAUUCCAUUUUUACCCUUUGAAAUUUUGUUUAAUUUUUUGAUUUUUGAUGUUUGGUACAAAUAGAACUAUAUAUAUUUAGGUAAAAUAGAUCUAUCAUGUUUAAAACCAAAGAAAUCAGUGGAAUCCUUGCACAAAAAAGUAUAAUAAAUAUUUUUUAAAAAAACUUAAUACAAAUGUAACUUGUUAAUAUUGUUUUAUGUUUUAUGUGUAGAUCUAAUAGCUGAACUGAUUCAAACUGUAAUAAGCUCAUCAAUUUCAUUUCUAUGAAAAUGUGCUCUAUUGUCACAGGAUGUUUCUGUUGAUUUUAUUCAUUUCCUGGGAAUUGGUAAACAUCAUGUGCCUGAUGAUAACCCAGUAGCAAAAACAUUUGUACUGAGUGGUACAAGCCUUGGGGACUGAAAAAAAUAAAAAAAAAAAAGAUUAAAACCAUUAAAAAGAAAUUCAUUUUUACACCGAAUGAACAUUUGUAUGAUUGCAUUGGGACCAGUCAUUUCCUAAACUACAUAUGGCCAUCUUGACAGUGUUUUUUCUUUUGUGUGUUUAAUUAUUAUAUGUAAAUCAUAAAGACAAAUAAAUUUCACUGUGCCACCCAGCA